Rhipicephalus sanguineus (brown dog tick) is the source of this 2398-nucleotide messenger RNA. Its product is annotated as Down syndrome cell adhesion molecule-like protein Dscam2. Gene Ontology annotation, biological process: homophilic cell-cell adhesion; dendrite self-avoidance; axon guidance. Gene Ontology annotation, molecular function: cell-cell adhesion mediator activity. The record is from RefSeq and is a predicted model, not a curated record. Bases 107 to 2398 code for a protein of 763 amino acids. NCBI's taxonomy places the organism in Eukaryota, Metazoa, Arthropoda, Arachnida, Ixodida, Ixodidae. The transcript has 10 exons. Gene Ontology annotation, cellular component: plasma membrane; axon.
CAGCGUCGGACAGUACUGCAAGUUAUCCUCCAUCCAUUGAAUAACAGCAUUCGGAAGAAGUGAUUGCGUCGCAUCUACGUGAAAGUGGAACUCACUUCCUUGGACUAUGCUACUAACAAUGAAGCUUGGAAUGAGAGGAUUGCGGCUCCUUGGAACCUUUUUUGUGUUAUUGAGUGGCCCGCUGGCUGUGCCCCACGGCACAUUCCUCGCCUGGGCCUCGUCUUCGCACGGUGCCGGUAGCAGCAACAACAACAACGGAAUCAGCGGCAGCAACGUGCAGGGUCCGCAACUUACGAGCGAGCUACCGUCUCGGUUGCUCUUCUCCAACUCGUCUGGAGGCAGCCUGCCGUGUUCCGCCACGGGUCAGCCGGCACCGACGAUUCGCUGGCUCACCGAGGACGGCGACGAGGCAGCCGACGUGCCCCGACUCAGACACGUGCGUCAAGGAGACGGAUCCCUGGUGUUCCUGCCCUUCCGCGCCGACCAGUUCCGCCGGGACGUGCACGAGGCUCGCUACCGGUGCUCGGCAAGCAACGCCAUAGGCACGGUGAUCAGCCCACAAGUCCACGUCACCGCUGUGCUUGACACCAACUACGACAUGCGGUUCUCGGACAAGCACGUGGUCGCCGGCAAUCCGGUUUUGCUUCAGUGCCCCAUUCCCAGCCAUUUGGGGGACCACGUGUUGGUGACGUCAUGGCAGCGAGUGGACGGCUACGUCAUCACGAGGAACACGCAUGGCGAUGACUAUAUGGUGACGGCUGACGGGCAGCUCUACAUCCGAGAAGCGCGUGACGCUGAAGAACUGCUGCGCUACCGGUGCCACACCGAAAACACGCUCACUCGUCGGAAGAAGACAAGUUCCAACUUUGUACGCCUGCUCCUGAGGGAUCCAGUUACUAUGCAGACGCCAUCCAUCGUUUACCGAAGCAACAGGGUGCAGAGUGACCCAGGUCAGCCAGUGGAUUUACUCUGCGUGGCCGAAGGUUUUCCUGUUCCAGGUUACAGCUGGUAUAAGCGUGACGGCCAACGGAUGCUGCCCCUUGAGCCCGGCAUGGACGUUCGGCAGGUCGCUGGGGUGCUGCAUUUUCGUGAGGUGGAGGCCGGCGAUGCCGGCACUUACGUCUGCCUCGCUUCUAACAGCGUCGGUGAAGCGCAGGUCGACCUAGAGCUCGUCGUCACUCCUAAGCCUUGGGUGACAGUCACCCCAGCGCACGUAAGGGCCGAGGUGGGGCACGCUGCUGCAUUCCGCUGCAACGCAUCCGGCCUGGACUGGGGUGUGCUGGACGAGACGAGUCUCGAGUGGAGACACAAUGGCCGACGCGUGAUGCCGUCCACUCAGCAAGGUGCAGGAAUGGGCCGCUCCCGUGUUCUGCACCUUCCUUCAAUCCGGCGUCAGGACCAAGGGAUGUACCAGUGCUUCGUGCGCCUGUCUCCCAAGCGCACCGUUCAGGCCGCCGCUGAGCUCAUAGUUGGUGAUCAAGCACCAAAGCUCAAGUCAGCCUUCGAAGACACAACUGUGCGCCCGGGAAAGCCCGUGUCGCUACGUUGCGUUGCGUCGGGGGACCCGCCGCCACGCAUCACGUGGCUUCUUGAUGGAGUGUGGCCCAUCGAUUCCAGGCACGGCCGCGUUCGUGUGCGAACUACCGGUGCGGAAGCUGGUUCUGGCUUGAGCGGAGCCGAGGUGUCCAGCACGCUGUCCAUCUCUUCGGCCGAGGUCCAAGACGGCGGGUCGUACUCGUGCGAGGCGUCGAACUAUGCCGGCGUCGCCUCGCACUCGGCUCGUAUCAACGUGUACGGUUCUAUCUACGUCCGACCUCUGGGCAACCUGUCAGCGCUGGCUGCCGCCACUUUCUCGGUGCAGUGUCCAUUCGGUGGUUACCCCUUCGGACACGUAUACUGGGAGAAAGAUGGACGGAGACUUCCGCUAAACCAACGCCAGACAGUGUUUCCCAACGGGACGCUACAGAUACAGGGAACGGACCGUGAGCACGACCAGGGCCAGUACACGUGCACCGUGCAUGGACCGGACUCCCAGAUCAUUCACCGAACCAUCUCGCUCCACGUGCGCAGCGGACCGCAGAUCACGCCCUUCACUUUCCAGGCAAACUUGCACGAAGGCGUGCGCGCUGGGCUCACGUGUUUAGUGCACGCCGGAGACCCUCCUAUCCGUCUGGAGUGGCUGCGGGACGGCAAGCCGCUUGUGCCUGGUGCUCAUCCCGACGUGUCCAUCAUGACCGACGAGGGCGGCUUCGUGUCGACACUAACGCUGAAGCGUCUCUCGUCGCGACAGAACGGCAACUACACUUGCAGGGCUACAAACCAGUACGCGUCCGCCGAACAUUCCGCAGAGCUACUAGUAAAAGGCAAGUACGCCGUUCCGUCAUACAAACGGAUAUAA